AAGACAUAAAAAAUAAACUCAUACCUUGCUGCGUUGUCGAAAUUAAACCCAGCUGCAGGAGUUUCGAAGACAUUUGAUAGCGCCAUACUGGACGUGACCACGGCUUCUCUGCGCGUCUCUAUGCGCCUGAGGUCGCUGUUCUGAGCGUCACCGCUCCCUCUUCUCUUUCGAUUUUGGAGUGAAAAUGGAGAAACACUGCACGGACUCACAGGUCAAAGGAGUCAGCACAGGGACCACCAUCCUGGCCGCCACGUUUGAUGGAGGGGUCGUGAUUGGGUCAGAUUCCAGGGCUUCCAUUGGAGGGGAAUAUGUAUCAUCAAAGACCAUCAACAAGGUGAUUCAAGUUCAUGACCAGAUCUUCUGCUGCAUGGCUGGCUCGCUAGCAGAUGCUCAGGCCGUCACCAAGGCUGCAAAGUUCCACUUGUCCUUCCACAGUGUCCAGAUGGAGACCCCUCCACUGGUGAUAGCAGCAGCAUCAGUGCUGAAAGAACUGUGUUACAAAAACAAAGAUGAGCUGCAGGCUGGAUUCAUCACAGCAGGCUGGGACAGGAAGAAAGGACCACAGGUGUACGUCGUGUCUCUAGGUGGAAUGUUAGUUGGCCAGCCGGUUACCAUCGGCGGCUCAGGCAGCACUUACAUCUACGGCUACGUUGAUGCCAAAUACCAACCCAACAUGACCAGAGAGGAAUGCUUACAGUUUGCCACUAAUGCUCUUGCUCUAGCCAUGGGCAGAGACAACGUCAGUGGAGGCGUGGCUCACCUGGUGGUGAUCACGGAAACUGGGGUGGAGCAUGUGGUUGUCCCUGGCAACAAGCUGCCCAAGUUCCAUGAUGAGUGACAGCUUUUGAACUGCCAUUGAAGUUUUGAUCUGAAAUCUCUACACAAUUGUUUCACUAAUCUGCUCUGUAUAAGUCUGGGAUGUAACUAAUUACACACACACACUCACCUCAGUAACAAGUCAGACAUUAAAAAGGGGUUAAUUGCUUGCUAAGAAAAAACCUGUAAAUGGUGUAAAAAAUAUUUUGUCUCUGUAGUGGUAUGAUGUAGACAAGUCUAUAAAAGUGUGAAUGUUGCAGGAAUGAGUCCUAAAACCUGGAAAUUAGUUUGCAUUUUAUUUCUUGGUCUCAAAGUCAAAGGACAAGACUCUGUGAAAAAGAUCUGUGGUUAAUAAAAAUGUAAGAUAUUUUCAUGUUUUUUCCUCCAACAUCAAAUAUGUCAGUUAAUACCCCACUUUUGAAGCCUUAAUGUGUCUUGAAAAAGGUACCAACGAAUGGUUAAAUGGGACUGCGGAGGUGGUACAUUACCAUCUUCUGUUUAGUUGUGGUGACAUUUAAGUCUUGCGACCACCGUAUAGUUCACCUGUAGCCUAAAGUAAGCUUUUUGCUCAUGGCGAUUACAUUUACACUUCAAAAAUCAUAAAAGUGGGGUUGAUUUGUAAUGAUUAUCUUGACUCAACAACACCUUUAAGUAUCACACACUUUUGUGUGCCACAGGUCUUAUAUUCUACUAUAAUCCAAAAUCCAAUAGGUUUUUGUUGAGGACACCAGCUCAAUGUUAACUUUUUUUUGUCAGCAGACCAAACUACAAAAUUCCACUCUCAACUCCAAAAAACAUCAAUGCUAUUUUAAACAAUUCCAUUAUAAAUAAGGUUAUUCUGUUCUUUGUUUUAUCCAGCAUGUUUUGUAUUUUUUUUUUAAUGUGUGGAAAUAUGUGAAAUGAAAAUAAAUAAAAAUGCAAUUUU
Centropristis striata (black sea bass) is the source of this 1741-nucleotide messenger RNA. It is a transcript of the gene psmb12, whose product is annotated as proteasome 20S subunit beta 12. The coding region runs from base 185 to 838 and encodes 217 amino acids. The record is from RefSeq and is a predicted model, not a curated record. The transcript is spliced from 6 exons. NCBI's taxonomy places the organism in Eukaryota, Metazoa, Chordata, Actinopteri, Perciformes, Serranidae. Gene Ontology annotation, cellular component: proteasome core complex. Gene Ontology annotation, molecular function: threonine-type endopeptidase activity.